This is a messenger RNA of Insectozyma verbasci, 2880 nucleotides long. Lineage: Eukaryota; Fungi; Ascomycota; Pichiomycetes; Serinales; Debaryomycetaceae. The record is from the annotation of a GenBank genome assembly.
AUGCAAGGUCAAUUAAAACAUCAACUGAAAUCACAAUUUAAAGGAUUAAAUCAAUUUAUAUUAGACCUUAAAAAUUCAAUAGAUCAAGAUGAAGAAAAUAAAAAAAUUAAUAUUGAAAUUGAAAAUAUUAGAUCAAAAUUUAAUCAUAAUUCAUUAAAUGGAUAUCAGAAAAAGAAAUAUUUAUGUAAAAUUAUAUAUAUUUGCUUGUUGGGUAAAUCAGAUAUAAUUGAUUUUGGAAUUAAAGAGUGUUUUGAUUUAAUUAAUUCAAAUGUAUUUAGUGAAAAGAAAUUAGGAUAUUUGGCGAUUUCAGUAUUAUUAAAUAAUGAUAAUUCAAAAGUAUCAGUCAAGGAGAAAUUUAAUUACAUCCUUGAAUCGGUAUUUAACGAGUUGAUCAAAGAUUUGAAAUCUCAAGAUGAAGAAUUUAAUUGCUUAGCAAUUCAAUUUAUUUGUUCUGUUUUUAAUUGUCUGGAAGAUAAGGUGGUGAUUACUGAUUCUGAUUCAAAUGCUCAAGAUUGGUUAGAAAUUAUUGAUUUAGUAUAUGCUUGUUUUACUUCACCGCUUCAAAAAACAAUACUACGUAAAAAAUCAGCAAUUGCGUUAAAACUAUUAUUACAAAUAUAUCCUGAAGUAAUUAUCAGCAACAAUAAUUGGACUCCAAGAUUAAUAAAAUUGAUAGAUGAGAAAGAUCUCGGUGUUAUUAUUUCAAGUCUUCCAUUACUUACAUUCGUACUCAAUUUGAAACCACAAUUUGUCAAGACUAUAAUUCCAUCAAUUUCAAAACAUUUAUUUAAAAUAGUAGUUGAAAAUAAAUGUAAUCCCGAAUAUUAUUAUUAUGAAAUUCCUGCCCCAUGGUUAAUUGUUAAAUUAUUACAAUUUCUUGAACAAUCUUUCCUAAUUGCAAAUAAGGAAGGAGAACAAGUUUUAUCAAUAGAUAAAUUAGAUAAUCAAUCUGUGUUUGAAUUAAGACAAGUUGUAGCAAAAUCAAUUCAAAAUGCCUCACAACCAAUUAAAGGUCUUUCAAAUAGAAAUUCACAAAGUCUGAUUUUAUUUCAAGCUGUUUCAUUAGCUGUAUUUUUAGAAGCUAGCCCUGAAGCUAUUAAUGGUGCAAUCAAUGCUUUAUUAAUGUUAUUGAAUUCAAAUGAAACAAAUACGAGAUAUUUAUCAUUAGAUGCAUUGAUUAAAUUAUUUGCAAGAUCAAAUUCAAACUACUUAGCUUCAAAAGAGAAAUUUGAAGAGAACCUCAUUCUUUUCGUUAAGCUUUUAAAUGAUAAAGAUAUAUCAGUACGAAGAAAAUCUUUAGAUUUAUUAUAUACAAUAUGUGAUAUUUCAAAUUAUACAUCAAUUAUAAAUCAAUUACUAGAAUAUUUCCCCACGGCUGAUUUCUUAUUAAAAUCGGAAUUAGCUAUCAAAAUUACAAUAUUGGCUGAAAAAUUCGCUACUGAUUCGACUUGGUAUGUGACUACAAUGUUAAAAUUAUUAUCAAUUGGAGGCGGAUCAACAUCAAAUGGAGUGGGGUUUAUUUCAAAUGAAGUAUGGGAAAGAAUAGUUCAAAUAGUAGUAAAUAAUGAAGACCUACAAAAGAAAACAUGUAGUAAAAUUAUAAUUAAACUUUUAAAGAAUCCAAAUGGUCAGUUUUCAGAAAAUUUAAUCAAAGUUGGUGCUUUUGUCUUAGGAGAAUAUGGAGAUCAAAUAAACAACAUAGAAGAUCUAAAUAUCAAUAUCCAAUUUCAUCUUUUAUUCGAUGCAUAUUUUAAAGUUUCGUUAUUGACUAGAGCAAUGCUACUAUCCACUUUCCUCAAAUUGUUGGUCAAAUUCCCUAAUGCAAAUUUUGUCCCUGAUAUUGUUGAUUUAUUUGAAAUUGAAUCACAAUCGAUGGAUUUAGAAAUUCAAACUAGAGCACAUGAAUAUUUAAAAUUAUCUACGUUAAAUACUGAUUUUAAAUUAGCAAAGACUGUAAUUAAACCAUUUCCUAUUUUUAAUCAAUUGGAAAAUCCUUUAAUGAAUAGAUUGGGAAGUGUAAGUAAAAUAAUUGGAUUAAAUAGAUCAAGAUCAAAGAGUCUAGUAUUAGCUCAAAAUAUAGCUAAUAAACCAGUUGAAAAUUCAUUUAGUGAAUCAUUGAGUAAUAAUUGGUAUGCUGGAUAUCAUAGGAUGUUAUAUUUUGAUGCAGGUAUAUUUUAUGAAGAUCAAUUGAUAAAAAUUACAUAUAGGGUAAUUAAAAAUAAUUUUGAUCUAACUUAUAUAUUCACGAUUUUGAAUAAGUCGUUUAAAUCAAUAGGGGCAAAUAUUACUAGUUUUACAGUGUUGAAUAUAGAAUCACUAACUCAAAAGAAUAAUCCAAAUUAUAUUAUCGGGUUGAAGAAUAUUCCAAAUAAGACAAUUCGAGAUAAAUCAAAUAUGGAAAUACAAAUCAAGAUUCGAAAUAUUAUUGAAAAUAAUGAAAGUCCAAUCCUAUCUUUGACAUUUCAAUGUGGUGGAUCAUUCAAUCAAUUGAACCUUAAAUUUCCAGUCAUAUUAUUAAAAUCAUUAACACCUUCUCAGAUAACAGUAUCUGAGUUUCAAAAUAGAUGGACUCAAAUUGGUCAGUUAUUAGGUAUAGAACAAGGUGAAAGCUCAAUUGAAAUAGACCUAUCACAUCGUCAAAAUUAUUCAAAUAUCGUGAGAUUAUUGACUCGUUUAGGUUUUUAUAUUGUUGAAGAUUUGAAUUUUAAAAUUUCGGGAGCUGGUAUCUUACAUUCCCAAAAAUCAAAUUAUGGAUUGCUUAUAGAAGUAGAAGUAAAUGAAGAAAUAUGUAAACAUUUAAGAAUAGUAGUUAGAUGUACUGGUGGUGGAGUUAGUGAUAUUAUCAGUUCAACCUUGAAAGAAAUAUUAGGAAAAUUAUAA